Molecule: messenger RNA, 757 nt
Organism: Anopheles maculipalpis
Lineage: Eukaryota; Metazoa; Arthropoda; Insecta; Diptera; Culicidae
Gene: Vha16-1
Product: V-type proton ATPase 16 kDa proteolipid subunit c
Exons: 3
Coding region: 223-696 (157 amino acids)
Biological process (GO): proton transmembrane transport
Cellular component (GO): proton-transporting V-type ATPase, V0 domain
Molecular function (GO): proton-transporting ATPase activity, rotational mechanism
Source: RefSeq, a predicted model, not a curated record
GUGGGCAAAUUUUUUUCAUUCUUCCUUAACGUUUUCAGCGAGUGUGUCGUGUUGGUCAUCUCUCCCGAGUGUCUCUCUCCUUGUGUGUGUGUCAUCAACACCGAGUAGCAGCAGCAUCUAGAAGUGAACAGUAAAAGCUGCACUUCUAAAGGAACAACGACACGGUUCGGUGAAAAGUGAAACGUUAGAGAAAAAGAAAAACAGCCAAAACACACUACAACAAUGGCCCUGCCGGAAGAAAACCCCGUCUACUCGCCCUUCUUCGGAGUAAUGGGCGCAGCAGCUGCUAUCAUUUUCAGCGCUCUCGGUGCUGCCUAUGGUACGGCCAAGUCCGGUACCGGUAUUGCCGCCAUGUCGGUGAUGCGUCCGGAGUUGAUCAUGAAGUCCAUCAUUCCCGUUGUCAUGGCGGGUAUCAUUGCCAUCUACGGUCUGGUCGUGGCUGUCCUUAUCGCCGGUUCCCUGGAUGAGCCAUCGAAAUACUCGCUGUACAAGGGUUUCAUCCAUCUCGGUGCUGGUUUGGCCGUCGGUUUCUCGGGUUUGGCAGCCGGUUUCGCCAUCGGUAUCGUCGGUGAUGCUGGUGUGCGUGGUACUGCCCAGCAGCCGCGACUGUUCGUCGGUAUGAUCCUGAUCCUCAUUUUCGCCGAAGUGUUGGGUCUGUACGGUCUGAUCGUCGCCAUCUACCUGUACACGAAAUAAAUUAGCACCGCCAGUGCUAAUUCGCGCCACAGUGGUGUCCCUUGGUGGUUGUGCGUCACCG